This is a messenger RNA of Dermatophagoides pteronyssinus (European house dust mite), 1658 nucleotides long. RefSeq lists its product as uncharacterized. The record is from RefSeq and is a predicted model, not a curated record. NCBI's taxonomy places the organism in Eukaryota, Metazoa, Arthropoda, Arachnida, Sarcoptiformes, Pyroglyphidae.
GUUUAAACUAAAUAAAUGAAAAUGAUGAUGACCAUUAUAAAAAAGAAGCUAAUAUUAUUGCUUUUAACAACAAUAAUAAUGAUAAACAUCAACAUUGAUAAUAACAAUAGAUUUGUAAAUGGAUUUACAUUUGGUCCAAUAUUAAGUAAUUUAUUAACAAUUGGACAAUUAACAAAUAGAUCAUUAUUUGUGGUUACAAAAUCCAAACAAACCUAUAUAGUGAAUGUAGAUGAAUUAGAUAUGUGGACACAAACAUGGCGUAUACCAUAUCGGGAUACGGUAGAUUUAUAUACACGAUAUCCAUGGAUUAAACAAUUAUCAUUAUAUAAACAAUUUUUGGAUAACGAUUAUAAUCGUUAUAUGACAAUUUUAACACCAUCACCAAAAGAAAAUUUGCUAGGAUUUUAUGGUGAUCAUUCAGCAUUAUUUAUUGAUAUAAAUAAGAAAAAAGCAACCCUUCUUGAUAUGAAAAAGAUUGAAGAUUAUAAUACUAAUUUAUUGCCAGUAUCAACAUUAAAUCAGGGAAUAGGAUUUGUUCGACAGGAUAAAGAAACAAUAACGCUUAUGGCUUAUCAAUUUGAUGAACAACUUUCACCAUUUAAACCAUUAACUUAUCGAAGAUGUUCAGAUUAUUCGCUUGUAAUUGAUGGAAAUUGUUCGAUGGAUGCGAAAACAAUACCAUUUCCCUAUAUAACGAAUGCAUUUUCUGAUCUAAGUUCUAAUCUACAUUUAUUUACCGAUGAUGAUAUGAUUAUUAAAUUUUUAAUAUCUGGCCAUCGAUGGAAAUAUCUGCCACAAACUACAUUUCUAAAUGUUGAUGUUGCGGUUAAUCCACAAUUAACAUUAUUAAUAUUACUAUUGAUGCUUGGAAUUGUAGUGUUGGAAUCAUUUCUAUUAAUCAAAUGCUAUUUUACUCAUGAUAAAAUGAUCGAUAAUGUUAGACGAUUAUCAACAUUAAAAUCAAAUAUACCACCACCUGUUUAUGUUUAUGAUAGUUCAUCAAUUGUCGAUACGAAAAGGAAAGCAUCGAGUAAAACAACUAAAAAAGGAAUGAAAAAAUUACCACCACCAGCUGAACCUGCACCACCAGUUUCAGCUGAUUCAUUCUUGACUGAUAAUCUGAAUAGUAAUAAAAUAAGUACAUCAGCAUUGAUGGAUUCAUCAACAUCGCAUUCGAAACCACAAUCGGCAAUUUUAAAAACUGAAUUAAGUUCAUCAAUACAGGAUAAAAGCAAAACAUUCAAAGGUUCAAUAAUAGAAUCAUCAGCAAUAAGUACUCCACAAUCAACAGUUGUAUCGGAAGUACCUUAUAAAGAUGAUGCUACACAUGAUAGUAGUAAGAGUGGUAGCCCAAGUAGAUCAAGAAAAAAGCCACCAUCAAAUAGUCCAAGUAGAUCGAAGAAAAAGAUUAGUCCUUCUAGUAAUAUUGGUAGUCCAAGCAGAUCCAAAAAAAAGGCGCCAUCAAAUAGUCCAAGUACAUCGAGGAAACAUGCUCCAUCAAAUAGUCCAAGUGCAACCAAGAAAAAACCUGUUGGUAGUGGUCAUAUUAGUAGCCCAAUUUCAUCAAAGAAAAAAGAUAAAGAAACAACGAAAAAAACAAAAACAAAACUUAAAAGUACUGGUCCUGAAUCAAAAAAAGGAAAAAAAUGAAAGUUUUG